CAUGUGACGCAUUUGCAUCUCUAGUUCCACCUUCGUUUGUAGAUUGAACAAACAUCUAAACAACAUAAUUAUCAACUGAAAACUAUCAAUAAAGAUGAAGAACAAUAUUUAUUGAUGCUAUAUUCGAUUUUUGAACGAUAGUUUGCAUUUUAUCGUUGUAAAAUUGUGGUUUUGAUGGACUUUUUGAGACAAGAUUUUGUUGUUAACUGGUGAAUCUGUUGACCUGUCAAAAUAAGUGAAGUGUUUUCACCUCGAAGAUGAUGAAUAUUCACAAAAUAAGCUCCAAACUCUGCAGAUUAUGUGGGAAAGAGAAGGCUCGAGGCACUGAUGUAUUCAAGGACAAGAUAAAGGGGGCAGUCCUGGUUUCGAUAAUUAAUAAAUAUUUUCCAAGAGAGGUGAUCAAUGUCUCGGAGUCCGACAAUUUUUCGAAGUACGUCUGCAUGGAUUGCGAGCAGAAAAUCUGCAGCUUUGAUGAGUUCUGCUUGAUGGUGGCUAAUGUGCAGAAGCAGCUGACCGCUCCAUCGAUUGAAAUCGAUUUUGCUGAGGACAUGUUGAGCCACUUUAAAGAGACUGGACUCCUAGAGAAAGAUCGUACCGAGCUGAGAACUGACAAAAGACUUGCUUGUGAUCAGUGUGCCAAGACUUUCCGAUGUCAGGCGCAUCUAGAGAGGCACAAACGUGUUCACACUGGCCAGAGACCAUUCGUCUGCGACAUCUGCAGGAUGUCCUUCAACCAGCCGGAGGUCCUGGGCAGACAUCGCCAGAGUCACCAAGACAAGAAGGAGUGGCGCUGCAACACGUGCCUGCAGUCCUUCCGCUUCAAAGUCUCCUUGAAGUCCCACAUGUUGAACUGUCACUCGGACCUGGACGCCUCCCUGGACCGCUUCGAUCACUCCCUCACGUGCACCGAGUGCGGGAAGACCUUCGCGACGAAGUACAAGCUCCAGAGACACAUGAGGUGUCACACUGGGGAGCGCCCCUUCAGCUGCAACUACUGCCAUCGACAGUUUUCCCAGACUGGAAACCUCAAGCAACAUCUCCUGAAGUGCACGAGGUCAUCACCGAUGAUCCAGGAGGCGAUCAUUCCUGUUGGUGAUAACGAUCCUGGGGAGUUCCUCAACGAGGGAAUUGCGAAUGAAAUUAGGAACGAAAGGGAGAUAAUUAAUGAGAGAACGUUGAAUGAUUUUGAGCCUGUCUACAUCACUGAGAGCGAAAUCCAGAAGACAAUUAACGAAACUAUUAAUGAGACGAUUAAUUCGAGCAAUGACCCCAGCACUUCUUCCUUCCUCAAGAGCUAUGACAAUCCUAUUUACAUCGACGAGGAGAUUGAAACUAUUUUGGAUAGGGAUUUGGAGGAACUAGGGGGGAGUAAGUACGACGGAGGAGGGGGUGAGAAGCUGGGGAUGUGUCUGAAGCAGCCAGAGACGCCUGAGUUGCUUCACAGUUUAUUGUACGAUGUUUAAUUAAUUUAUGAUGGAUGAUUCGAGGGAUACUUUGAUUAGUGCUGUGUUUUGAAGAGUAUCCAAGUGUUUUUCUUGCAAAAAUUAUAUAAAAAUUUGUUGAAACAUUGGAAGAUAAUUUUCCUAUUAAUCUUUGAACGAUUUGCAAUGUUUUUUAAGCAAUUAAUUAAGUUAAUAAAGUCUAAAAAUCAUCAUUUCAA
Diachasma alloeum is the source of this 1660-nucleotide messenger RNA. RefSeq names its product zinc finger protein 3. Gene Ontology annotation, biological process: regulation of transcription by RNA polymerase II. The coding region runs from base 258 to 1463 and encodes 401 amino acids. Lineage: Eukaryota; Metazoa; Arthropoda; Insecta; Hymenoptera; Braconidae. The record is from RefSeq and is a predicted model, not a curated record. Gene Ontology annotation, molecular function: RNA polymerase II cis-regulatory region sequence-specific DNA binding; DNA-binding transcription activator activity, RNA polymerase II-specific; zinc ion binding. Gene Ontology annotation, cellular component: nucleus. The transcript is spliced from 4 exons.